AUGGCCAUAGUGGCCAUGGCUGUGCUACUUGGCCACGUACAAGGAGCGCAGAAGCUGGGAAAGGUGCCAGGACUGGAUGAAAGCACCAACGACCAGCAGGAGCAAGCCUUCAACAGCGCGGACAAGAACGGGGACAGGAAACUCUCGUUGAGCGAGUACAAGGAGAUGCUGACGCAGGCCAUGAAGAGCUAUGGAAGCGAGGAGGCUCUGCAGCAGCAAGAGGCGAAGGUCCAGGAGUUGUUCAACAAGCUCGACAAGAACUUGGAUGGAUCCAUCGCUCACGAUGAGUGGCUGGUGGCUGUGGCGGAGGGACAGAAGCAGGCACAAGAAGCUGCAGCCAUGCAGGCGGCGGCUCAGGAGACGAAGCUGAAGAUGGUGUUUGACGCAGCAGACAGCAACAGGGACGAGCAUUUGGACCUCAACGAGCUGUGGGAGGGGUUCAAGACCUACGGCUAUGGCAAGGAGCAGAUCGACGUGUUCUUUACUGUCGGUGACCAGGACAAGAAUGGGCUGCUGAACUUUGAGGAAUUCAAGGUGGGGAGGGAGGGAAUGCAAAAGGCCAGAGAGGUGGAGGCGAUGAUGGACAGCCUAGGAUCUGAGGAGGACCAGCUCAAGGCCUUCCAUGACGCUGAUAUCAACAAGGACGGCAGUUUGACUCUCCUCGAGUAUCAAAAAGCCUUCGAAGACUUCAUGGCGGCGGUAGCCGGCGAUUCUGCUCCUCAGUCGAUCGACGUGGGCCAGAUCGCCGAGAUGUACAAGGGCUACGACACGGAUGGCAACGGAGGUGUGUCGCUGGAAGAGUGGAAAGCAGCGGUGAAGACCAACAUGGCGAGAACGCAAGCAGAGCGAGAGGCUCUCAAGAGUUCCUCUCAGGGAGCCAUCUAA
Messenger RNA from Guillardia theta CCMP2712, 885 nucleotides. RefSeq lists its product as hypothetical. Gene Ontology annotation, molecular function: calcium ion binding. The transcript has 10 exons. NCBI's taxonomy places the organism in Eukaryota, Cryptophyceae, Pyrenomonadales, Geminigeraceae. Bases 1 to 885 code for a protein of 294 amino acids. The record is from RefSeq and is a predicted model, not a curated record.